AAAAAGGAUUAGUGAAAGUAAUUAUUAAUUAACAGAAAACCGACCUAGUGGUUUACCCAUCAUUUGCUCUUGAAAGUCAGAAUCUCCAACCAAAAUACAAACACGGCAGAAUCUUGUUAACUUAUCUCUCCACCAUCAUUUGAAUUUCUAGUGUUCUUCUCCCAUCGAUCCUACCUAGAAUUAUAAGCCCCCAAACUUUCGAUGAUUCCUAUAUAUUCAAAUUAUAAAAUACAUCAACUUUUAUUUAUAUUAUUUAUAUAUAAUUCAUUUCUUAAUCCAAAUGUCCCUUACAUGCCAUCUAUAGAUUAGCCUAUGAUUGUUCUGCAAUCUCAAAGCUCAACUCCCAAGAUAACUAACAUAACCGAAAAAUCAAACCAUGUUCCCAUUUUUUAGGUACAACUCUUUCUUCUUCUUCUUCUUCUUCUUCAUAUGUCUUUGCUUCCUCUGUUUUUCCCGCCCUGCCCUUCCAGCCAGAAUCUUACCGGACUCAGUACCUGUAUUAACUGAUGCCUCCGACGUCCACAAUGCCAAAUGGCACGACUUCUCAAUCUUCCUAGACGCCGGCAGAGGAAGCCUAGUCAGCGGCAUGUCGGAGCUCAAGAACUACAUGCACCGUUUCGGCUACUUACCCAAUUCCAACUUCACCGAUUUCUUCGACACCGAAUUUGAGUCGGCCCUGACGCUAUACCAGUCCAGGCUGAGCCUGCCCGUUACAGGCAAGCUGGACACUGACACAAUCUCAGCGAUCAUUUCGCCUAGAUGUGGUGUUAGUGAUGCGUCGCAACAUACUGCCUUGCAUGCGACCCGUCACUUCGCCUACUUCUAUGGCAAGCCGAGGUGGGAGCGCCCUUCCCCGCUCACUUACGCUUUCUCCCCCAACCACACGGUCAGUUACCUGAACCCAUCGGAUAUUCGAGACAUUUUUUGCCGCGCUUUUUCGCGGUGGUCGGCGGUGAUCCCCGUGAACUUCACCGAGACCCAGAACUACACUUCCGCGGAUAUUAAAAUAGGGUUUUACCGCGGCGACCAUGGAGAUGGGAAGCCGUUCGAUGGGGUGUUAGGUGUGCUGGCGCAUGCUUUUUCUCCCGAAAAUGGGCAGUUACACCUUGACGCGGCGGAAUCGUGGGCCGUUGAUUUCAAAACGGAUAAGUCAAAGGAGGCGAUUGAUUUGGAAUCGGUGGCGACUCAUGAGAUAGGUCAUGUACUCGGGCUGGCUCACUCCUCGGUCAAGGAGGCCGUGAUGUACCCGAGCCUGCGUCCUCGGACCAAGAAGGUGAACCUCAAGGUUGAUGACGUGGAAGGUGUCCAAGCUUUGUACGGUUCAAACCCUAAUUUCAGGUUUAGCUCAUUGCUGAGUGAAGAUUCUUACAACCAUGCAGUUUCUUUGGACCCGAGGUCUUCCUCUAAGUGGUCAAUUUCUUUAACACUCAUCAUCACUUUCGUAUUGAUUUUAGGCCUUUGGCAACCUGAGAAUUAUUGGUAGCCUCCAAUUUUCUGUUCUUAAUUCUUUUUUUUUUCUUCUUCUUCUUUUUUUUUUAAAAAAAAAAAUUGGUUGAAUAUUUUUCGUACUUGUAUUCUUUUCAGUGAAAUUGUAGGGACAAAAUACUAAAUGAAGGUUAAAAGAAUUCUUUCUAUAUCAUCUUUAUGUGUUUGGUUUGGGAAUAUGGUGACAUAUGGAUUUCAUCUGGUUGAAAAUUGUAAAACACGCACUUUUUAUCUUUUUGCAUACUCUUGUUUAUUUCUGAUUGUUUAGAUUGAAUGAACAAAAAUAAAAUUAAGAGAGAUAAUUACACAGAAUGUGCAAAAGAAAAAAGGGUAUAUGAAUAUCAUUUUCUAAACUUUUUUAUGGACUUUUUGUAUAUAAAAGAAGGCAGAAGGGAAAACCCCCAAAAGAGGAGAACAAAAGGAAAAGAUUAAGUAUUAGUGGUCAGAAUCAUGGAGAAUGA
Molecule: messenger RNA, 1946 nt
Organism: Pyrus x bretschneideri (Chinese white pear)
Lineage: Eukaryota; Viridiplantae; Streptophyta; Magnoliopsida; Rosales; Rosaceae
Product: metalloendoproteinase 1-MMP-like
Exons: 1
Coding region: 377-1483 (368 amino acids)
Biological process (GO): extracellular matrix organization; collagen catabolic process; proteolysis
Cellular component (GO): extracellular matrix
Molecular function (GO): zinc ion binding; metalloendopeptidase activity
Source: RefSeq, a predicted model, not a curated record